CCCACUCUUCCCAUUCUGUUACCUGUUACCUCUCCCCAGCGAUCUGCCAAUUACAUUUUUUUACCAGUCCAAACUCUGCAUCAGGGUUGCAACUCUUCUCACGCGUAGUCCCUUGCUCUGUGGUUUGGGGUCAGUCCAAAACAGGGACAGCAAGAAAGACUGAACUACUGGAAAUGUGGAGAUUUCACUAUCGUCUUUAUGGAAGCUGGAUACAAGAGGAGAUAAUUUGAUUUAUCUACUUUUUUUUUUUUUUUACUUUCCAUGCUGUUUGGAUUACCUAUGAUAUUUUUUCCCAAUAAUAGGACAAAUAUACUUUUUCCUGCUGUAUACUUCUGUAUACUUAAUCCACCUGCAAGUGGAUGGUGCUAUUCAACGACAGGCUCCAACACUGACAUGUAGAAAAGCUGCUCCAGGGAAUGAUGGCUUGGGGUUGUCACAUCACCUGUCCAGCUUUGGACUAGGGUGCCAAGGGAGACAGUCCUAUCCUCAAAAACACACUCACAGUCACGCUAGACACCAUAAACUCUCCACUCCUCUGUGUCUGAGGCAUCAGAAUAGUCGUGUGAGGAAAUGGCAAGUCACAGGGACCCUCGCUUUCUGCACAACCUGUCCUACCACCCACGAUGGCAGCACGACUCAAUAAAAGUGAAGAGAAAAAGACAUAUGUGGACAGCGGCUACGAACAGUUGCAGUGAAUAUAGUCUGUUUAAAUCAUUAGCAGCUUCAUCAUCAUUGUCAUCAAGAUCAUUGUCAUCAAAACCACAGUUGCCAUCAUCCCCAGUGCAACGCUCCAAAAGCUGGUGGGGGAACUGGUUUCUUCUGCCCUUACUCAUGGUCUCAUUUCUGCCCUGUCAAGCCUGGGCGACCACAUUCAAGGUGGCCCUGGUUGGACCCUGGACGUGUGACCUCUUGUAUUCCAAAUCCCUCCCUGACUUGGCAGCCCGACUCGCCACCACCCGCAUUAACAAUGACCCCUAUCUCAACAAAGGCUACUGGUAUGACUACACACUAAUCAAUGAGGACUGCAAGUCCUCCCGUGCCCUUGCUCGCUUUUCUGACCUGAAAGGUUAUGGUGCUGCUUUCCUGGGCCCUGCCAACCCAGGCUAUUGCUCAUCAGCUGCUUUGUAUGCAAAAGAGUGGGAUCUUGGGAUUCUUUCCUGGGGUUGCCUCAACCCCAACAUUAAAAAAGGAGGGAUGUACCCCACCUUCCUGCGACCGCUGCCACUGUCCUCCCAUGUGCUCUUCACUGUGUUGCGGUACUUUCAUUGGGCCCAUGUGGCCAUAAUCUCAGAGGAGACAGAUUUGUGGGAAUCCACAGGACAGGAGCUGGCCUCAUCACUCAGGGCCCUUGGCCUGCCUGUCAACCCUGUGGUCACUAUGCGGGAUGACAAGGACGGGGCUCGGAGAGCCCUGAGCAUAGUACGGGAAGCAGACCGCGUCAGAGUGGUCAUUAUGUGCAUGCCUUCUGUCCUGAUUGGUGGCCAAUCCCAGUACCAACUUCUGACAACAGCCUUGGCCAUGCGUAUGAUUGACCGUGGCUACGUGUUCAUUCCCUAUGACACCCUCCUCUACGCACUACCCUACAAGGAUGCACACUACUAUUCACUAGGCAAUGACACCAAGCUGCGGAAUGCCUUUGACGGGGUCCUCACCAUCACUAUGGACUCUGGAGAACGCAAUUUCUAUGAGGCCUUCAAAGAUGCUCAGGACAGAUAUGAAAUUCGCAGCACCAUUCCACCAGAGCAGGUUUCUCCGUUCUUUGGCACCAUCUAUAACAUGAUGUACUACAUUGCUAUGGCUGCUGAGCAGGCCCGCUCCAAUGGAGGCCAGUGGGUGACUGGUCAGAUCCUAGGUGACAGCGAGGGCGGCUUUGAUUUUGAGGGCUUCAAUCAGCAUGUGGGGGCCGGUAGGAACGGUAAAGGCAUGCAGGCUGGCUAUGUAGUGCUGGACUACAGUGGCAUGGGCACCUCUCUCUACUCCACUCAUACUCUGGCGGCUCCUCAUACAGAUGGCAUGACUGGGGGAUUGAAAUACCUCAGUCGUUCGAUCCAUUUUGCAGGCAGCACGCCCUACUCAGACUCUGGCUGCUGGUUUAGCCCAUACUUUGCCUGCACUGGAGGCUUGGAUUCAGUCUCUCUCCUCUUUCUUUUCUUUGUGUUCAUUGGAUUGGUUGGAUGUGUAGCCAACUUCGUUAUUGUGUUCAAGAAAAAUGGCAGGGUUGGGUUCAGCUUUGGAGGUAUUGGUGGAAGUGGAUCAACAAAAGUAGUCCUGACCCUGGAUGACCUGGUCUUCAUCAGCACUCAACUCAGCAAACGGAAGAUCAACGACGAAAGUAUCUUGAGAAGCCAGGUGGAUAUCAAGACGCCUCACCACUCGGUGUCCGGUCGCAGCUAUUUGGCCUCAACACCAGACAGCUCAAAUAUUGCUGUGUUUGAGGGUGACUGGGUUUGGUUGAAGAAAUGCCCCAGUGGAGUAUCAAGUGUCAACAGCAGCACUGAGUGUGUCUUUGUCAAGCUCAGAGACAUGAGGCACGAGAACCUCAAUCUGUUCUUGGGACUCUUCGUUGACUCUGGGAUCUUUGGUAUUGUGACCGAGCACUGCUCCAGGGGCAGCUUGGAGGAUCUGCUCAGCAAUGAGGAAGUGCGCCUUGACUGGAUGUUCAAGUCUUCCCUGAUAAUGGAUCUAAUUCGAGGAAUGAAGUACCUGCACAAUCGUGACAUCAUCCAUGGACGGCUCAAAUCCCGUAACUGUGUGGUAGACGGGCGCUUUGUAUUGAAGGUGACUGAUUAUGGGUUCAAUGAAAUUUUGAUUGCCGAAAACUUUGACAUUGAUGAGGAAAAGCCUGAGGAUCUGUUGUGGACGGCUCCUGAGCUGCUGCGAAAUUCCAGUCUGAGGAAGAGGGGCACUUUCCAUGCAGAUGUCUACAGCUUUUCCAUCGUCUCGCAGGAGGUCGUCGCUCGCUCUUCACCUUUCUGCAUGCUGGAUAUGCCUGCCAAGGAGAUUAUUAGCAAGGUCAGAGAUCCUCCUCCAUUGUGUCGGCCUGUUCUGUCAGUGGACGAGGCCCCGCUGGAUGUGAUACAAGUUAUUAAACAGGCCUGGAGUGAAGAUCCGGAGAAGAGGCCGACCUUUGAGGAGAUCUUCAAACAGUUCAAGAACAUCACCAAGGGAAAGAAGACCAACAUCAUCGACUCUAUGCUGCGCAUGUUGGAGCAGUACUCCUCCAACUUGGAGGAUCUGAUUAGAGAGAGGACAGAGGAGCUGGAGGUGGAGAGACAGAAGACUGACAAACUGGUGGCUCAGAUGUUGCCCAAGUCUGUGGCCCAGGCACUGAAGACAGGCAAGCCUGUCAAACCCGAGCAUUUCAGCGAGGUCACGCUGUACUUCAGUGAUAUUGUGGGCUUCACCACCAUCUCAGCUCUCAGUGACCCCAUCGAGGUGGUCGACCUGCUCAAUGACCUCUACACACUCUUUGAUGCUAUCAUUGGAUUGCAUGACGUCUACAAGGUGGAAACUAUCGGAGAUGCUUACAUGGUAGCCUCAGGAGUCCCCACUAGGAACGGCAACCGUCAUGCAGCUGAAAUGGCCAACAUGUCUCUUGACAUCCUCCAUUGCAUUGGGACCUUCAAGAUGAGGCACAUGCCUGAACUCAAAGUCAGGAUCCGUAUUGGCCUGCACUCUGGCCCAGUGGUAGCAGGAGUUGUGGGCCUUACGAUGCCUCGGUACUGUCUGUUUGGAGACACCGUCAACACAGCAUCAAGAAUGGAGUCCACAGGGUUGCCUUACAGAAUCCAUGUCAACCAAAGCACAGUUGAUAUCCUGAACAGCUUGCAGCUGGGAUACAAGAUUCAAGUCAGAGGAAUGACAGAGUUAAAGGGAAAAGGGAUUGAGAACACAUUUUGGUUGGUGGGAAGGGACGACUUCACCAAGCCUCUGCCUAUUCCUCCAGACAUUCAAGGGGGAGGCAAUCACGGUAUCGCUUUAGAGGAGAUACCUACUGACAGAAGACAGAAAUUCCUGGAUCGACAGAAGAAGAUGGGCUAGACUGAUGUUGUUUUGUUUUUUUACUGAUGUCCCAGAAUGAAAAGUGAAAUGUGUCAGUUAAAAUAUACGCAGACAUGUACGAAUGAAAAGUCGAGCAUUGCAACGUCCAACCACAAUCUACUAUAAUUUGUGCUAUUCUCAAACUUAAAUCCAGGGUGACAUGAGGAUUCAGACUCUUUGUAUUUGUUGAAAUUAUUUCUAUACUAAAAUAAUCUUGGAGAUUAUCAUUCUCUUCAUUCAUAGUUUUAACACAUUGGGGCCACAGUAAAGGCUGACUCCAAGAUGCAAAAAUGAGCCCAAAAGAGGCAACAGUCUAUAUUAUAUUUGUUCAUUAGUUGCUGUAUAUUGAAAAUAAACAUACAGCGUAAUAUCAAGAGUGGAUAACAGGUGUUAAUUUAGUGGACAGUAAUCUCACCUAACAAGAAGGGAUUGUGAUGAAUGUGUCUACAAAAGAUCACAGUAUCAUGUGUUAUACUGGUGAACUUCAUGUACUGUAUGUAUUUGUACUGAUCUUUGGGCUUUGCAGAGAUAUUGGAGAGAUUUUAUCGUGAACAUGCCGCAUACUGCUCAACUAUUCAUCCUCGGUAUAAUAGACUACAAUGUGCUGUACUCACUUUAGGAGCAUUAGUCUUUUACAACAACACAGGAUUAAUACAUUUAAAACAUUUGCACAAUAAUUUAAGCUGGAAAGAACCGCAUAGGUCAGUCAGGGUUGAGAGCUCAGGUCGGAGGUAGCUGUGAUUUUGCUUUUGUUGCAGCAAUACUGCGAAGAUUCACACGUUUGAUGAAUGGGCCAUAUUAUCAAAACUGGUCAAAAUAUAUCAAACAAAACAUCUGGUUUGUUCAUUUAACAUUAGAUUUAAUUAUUAAUAUAGAUUAAAAACAUAUUUCUUCUUACUACUGGGUCUCCUAAGAAUAUAUUUUAUUCCUGCAAUAGGCCUGUAUGAGUUGAUUGACUGUUUGAAUCUAACUUCUCAGCUCCAAUUAUCCAAUUGUUAUUAUAAAAAUACAGACUGACAAAUGUAUUUUUAAUGAUGUGUGUAUUGCUCAUGGCAAGCAUAUUGGUUUCUAAUGAUGUGUGUAUUGCUUUUAACAUACUGCUGAUUUUCUACCAAAACAUAGAAGACCUAUGCGAUAUGCAAACAACUCCAACCUAUUGCUGUCUAACAACAGUGCAGUUUCACUAUAGCCUGUAGCCUAUUACUGGAACAUGCUGCAUGCUGUGUGUACAACGGGGUCUUAUCAGGAAAGCGAUAGGAAGACCUGAUUUCUGUGACAUACAGUUUAUGUGCUCUGCACUGAUAUGCCGAAUGUCAAUUGAGUCAAUUGACUGAAAUGAUCUCCAAUAUGUGCUUCAGCAGAUUUAGCCUUUUCAUGUGUAUUGCCAUGUUCUAGAGGAAAAUAUCUGCCUGUGUCUGUGUCUGAGUUUUCCAUACCUUAUCUUCUUUUCUGUGCCCCAAUCAGUGUCUGUAUCUAAAGGUCCUCUGGGAACAAAUGUUCACAAAGUCCUUCCCAUGUCCAGCCCCAGGGGAUCUUAGAUGAAUUUUACACAACAUAUGGUGGGGGGGGUGCAUGCAUAGACAAAGUGGAGGGCAGAGUCUUCUGAGUCAUUUGUCUUUGGCCUGGGGAUGUGUAUAUACUGUACAUUUCUACAUAGUUAGUUUGUCUUUGUGUCCUGUGCAGGGUUAGGGACUUUUUAGUGGAGUUUUUUUUCUGCUUGGGUUCCCUAAACCCCUGACACAAAAGGAGAUAUCAACAAAACAAAGGGUUUUAUCACAGUGCAUUGAAAUACAUUGUUCACUCACUCUGUGUUGGCUUGCUAAUUGUCUGCCGCAGCACUGAUAUUGAAGCAACAAUAGGCAGGCAAUGUCAGGAUGUGAUUUUCCUCUGACAACAGUUUUCAGUCUGAGGAAAUUUUUUCAUUGGGAGCUCACUGCUGACCACUUCUAACGUACAGCGACUUGUCACAGUUAGCUCAGUGUAAGGACAAUCUGAUGACUUGAUUAUCAGUUUGCUUGUGGUGUAGUCUUUCACACCAUUAACUGUUUAGCAGCACUGGCUCUUCAAGCAUGAUUAAAUCCCCAACGAAAAGGAAUCGCCGUACUCUGAAUCAAAAUGAAGAACAUGGGGGGAAGCUGUUUGAAUGUUUCUUCGUUGGGUAUCUAAAGGACAAAAUGAGUUAUUCUAUUGCAUAGGUAGGACCGAAUUUUUCUGGAUUCUUAAUCAAUUUGCCAAAUAGAUAGACCCCAUCAAUACAUAAUGGAUUCCAUUGUUCAUUUUGAAAAGUGAUAUCAGUGUGUUUCUGUAAAUAAAUUAUGGUUUUAGUGAA
Dicentrarchus labrax (European seabass) is the source of this 6370-nucleotide messenger RNA. RefSeq names its product guanylate cyclase 2D, retinal (gene gucy2d). The record is from RefSeq and is a predicted model, not a curated record. Gene Ontology annotation, biological process: cGMP biosynthetic process; intracellular signal transduction; protein phosphorylation. Gene Ontology annotation, molecular function: guanylate cyclase activity; protein kinase activity; ATP binding. The coding region runs from base 571 to 4041 and encodes 1156 amino acids. Lineage: Eukaryota; Metazoa; Chordata; Actinopteri; Moronidae. The transcript has 19 exons.